UGCCGUCGGCGGCGCUGUAGCACGGAGCGGUCCGCGGGCAGCGGGAGGCGGCGGCAGCUCCUCCUCCUCCUCCUGCCGCCACGCCGGGGUGUGCUUGGCCGCGGCAGGCGGGGGUGCGCUGCGCUGCCGUGCCCGCUGCCCCGCGAUGGACUGGCAGGUGCUGACCAGAGAGCUGUCCCUCUACCUGGAGAGCCAGGUCCGCGUGGGGCUCUUCGGCUCCGGCGUGGGCUUGUCCCUGGUAUUGGGCUUCGGCGUCGCAUACGCCUGCUACUACCUCAGCAGCAUCGCCAAGAAACCCCAGCUGGUGGCCAGUGACGACCGCUUCUGCCGCUUUCUGGAGGAGCAUUGCCCUGUUGUGACAGAAACUUACUACCCCACGAUUUGGUGCUGGGAAGGUCGGGUGCAGACACUGCUGCGUCCCUUCAUCACCUCUAGACCCCAGGUGCAGUACAGGAAUGAGCUCAUUAAAACAGCAGAUGGAGGACAGAUUUCCCUGGACUGGUUUGAUAAUAAUGGCAGCUUAUGUUAUCCGGAUGCCAGCACAAGACCCACGGUCCUGCUGCUGCCUGGCCUGACGGGAACGAGCAAGGAAUCCUACAUCCUUCACAUGAUCCAUCAGAGCAGAACGCUGGGAUACAGAUGCGUGGUUUUCAACAACCGAGGGAUUGCUGGUGAGGAGCUCUUGGUAAGGAAGACUGCUCAGACACCAAGGACUUACUGUGCAGCUAACACCGAGGAUUUAGAGGCUGUUAUUGACCACGUGCACAGCCUGCACCCCUCAGCCCCGUUCAUGGCAGCCGGCGUCUCCAUGGGAGGCAUGCUUCUGUUAAAUUACCUGGGCAAGGCUGGCAGAGACACUCCCUUAAAGGCAGCUGCAAUUUUCUCUGCGGGUUGGAAUGUCUUUGAAUCUGUAGAAUCUCUGGAGAAGCCUCUGAACUGGCUUCUGUUCAACUACUACCUGACUACUUGCCUACAGUCCUCUAUCAGCAGGCAUCGCCAAAUGCUGGAGGAGUUGUUUGAUAUGGACCUGGUGAUGAAGGCUAGAACUGUAAGAGAAUUUGACAAGCAGUUCACUUCGGUCAUGUUUGGCUACCCCACGAUUGAUGACUACUAUGAAGAUGCCAGCCCCUGCCGCAAGCUGAAGUCAGUAGGGAUUCCAGUCUUGUGUUUGAACUCCGUGGAUGAUGUCUUCUCACCAGGCCAUGCCAUACCAGUGGAGGCUGCCAGGCAAAACGCCAACGUGGCUCUGGUGCUGACGUCGUGCGGAGGCCACAUCGGCUUCCUGGAGGGGAUCUGGCCCAGGAAGUGCACUUACAUGGACAGAGUCUUCAAGCAGUUCGUGCAGGCUGUGUUCGAGCACGGGGAGCAGAUCCUCAGCGCGUAGCCCGGGAGCGCGGCCGGGGGGCAGGGGCUGACCAGGGCACUUCAGCUUCGUGCACAGAUUUUAACUCCUGGAAGCCAGCAAAUGGAUGAAGUCCAUUACUACAUGCAAAAAUAUUUUUGGCCUAAGAUUUUGUAGCAAGAAACUAAAUAUUCUGCUGUCACUUUUGUAUUUAUUUUUAAUAUGCCUUACUAAGAAUGACCUUAAAUGAAACAGCAUCCUGCAUCCAUCCACCUGCACUUAACCACAAGCCACAAGCAAUCAGAUGCUAAUUCCUCAGCCUUUUAGUUGAAAGCAGUAGGUAGUGAGGAGACUUGAUUUUAGGUGGCUUUUGCUGUGGGAAUGGCAGCACUCAAACGUAGCAUAGAUUCUCCUGGCACACUUAGUAAGUAGGAGUUGGCCCUUUCCUUAGUGGUGAGAGUCUGAAAUGAUGGGAACAAAAGCAGCAAGGAGCCCAGGGAAGAACUGGUUCUCAAGUCCAGUUUUCAGCAUGGCUUUCUAGAGCAUCAGCCUGCUCCUGCUUUUGCUGCUCUGCUCUUAGAGUACUCCUAGUUAGGGCUAGCUGUGGGAUUUUAGACUAUGCCAAUGUCAUCCUUGUCUCACGUCACUGUUUUCUUCAACAGCUAAUUUAUAGUGUUUACAUAUAAUCAAAAGAGUCAUUUUAAACAGUACUGUAGCAACUCCUGUCACUCAAAGACAUCCUGCAUUUGCGAGUGGAUGUGAAGCUGGGUGUAAUGUCAUAGAACCUGAGGAUUCUCCCUGGUGUGUUUGUGGUACCCUGCCAGAGCACUUCAGUUUCCAAGAGUAAACACUGGAACAUCAGGAGAUGAUGAUCUCAUCUGCUUUAAAUUAAAGGAGAAAGAAAAAGGAUCCAAUCCUUUGUCUCUGCUGUGGUUUCAGAUCAUUUCUAAAGAGACUGUAGCCAGCUGCUUCAAGAGAGCUGGGCUGGAGGUGGGAGCCUCAUCUCUCUGCUUAAUCAUUUCUCAGCACCGCAGCAAGAUUUUGGCACUCACUGAAGCCUCUGCAAAGUGCCCUGGUGGCUUCUGUGGGGCUGGCGUUGGCCCUGCUGCUGUCCUCAGCCCUGAAGCAGAGCAGAGCUCAGAGGAAAAGGGCAGCUGGGCAGAACGUGUGCUGGAAGGGUGGGCAAGGCCUGGCCGAGGCCAUACUAAAUUCAAAAGGCAUUUCAGCAGCUUCUGUGGAGGUCCCACCUCGUGCUGAGCACUGCUUUGGGGCCAGGCACAGAGGAGGAGGCAGCACACAUGCCUCUGCAGUGGUGAGCAGGGUCAGCACAAGGACCUGUGGGUAAAGAAGCAAGUCAGGUGUUUGGUCUCAAGCGGCAGGUGAAGAGGGCUCUUGCAAGGCCUGUUCCCUAGGGACAGCCAAGGGAGAACAAAAUACUUAUGUCUUCAGGAAAAGCAAUUGGGCCAUGGCAUGGGAGAGCUGUUCUGUAAGCUGGAGUGGGCACUUAGAAAGGGCUUUCAGGCUCUGGCUUCUCAGACCAGCAUUGUCCCUUGCCCAGUUGACAAAGUCUAAGUGGUUUUCUCUCUGGUUAUGAAAAUGAGCACUUGUAAAACAGAACAGCUUCUGUGCAUGUUGCUGCAGUCCAUGAACCCAGUCUGCUAGUCAGGUGCCUUAUUUGUUCUUGCAGUCAUUUCCAGGCUUUCUGUUCAUCCAAAGCCAAGGAGCAAUAAAGUGUAUUGAGCAUCGUACUUGUAAAGCUGUUCGGGUGCAGCAUCCAGGAGUAGUCAGCAUGGAUUUACCAAGGGGAAUUCAGCCUUGACUAACUUGAUGGCACUCUAUGAUGCCAUAACUGAAUGGGUAGUUGCAGGGACAGCAGUGGGUGUAGUCUGCCUUGACCUUAGCUAGGCCUUAUCAUCUCCUAUGACAUCCUGGUGAGCAAGCUCAGGAAGUGUGGUAUGAAGAGCAGACUUGAAGUGGGUUAGGAACUGCGUACAAGAUAGAGUUCAAAGAGUGGUAAUCAAUGGUGCCAGGUCCAGCUGGAGAGCUGUCACCAGUGGAGUCCCCCAGGGAUCAGUGCUGGGGCCAGUCCUGUUCGGCAUCUUCAUCAAUGCCAUUGCUGAGGGCACAGACAGACAGACUCUGCUUAGCAGGUUUGCUGACGACACCAAGCUGGGAGGCUAAGGCUGAGACAGCUGCAGGCUGUGCUGUCAUCCACACAGAGCUGGACAGACAGAGCUGGGCACAGAGGAACCAAAUAAGGUUCAACAAGGACAAGUGCAGAGUCCUGCCCCUGGGGAGGAACAAAAAACUGCUCCAGUACAGACUGGGAGGUGACUGCUGGAGAGCAGCCCUGUGGAGAGGGACCUGGGAGUGCUGGUGGAGAACAUCCAUGGGCAGCAAUGUGCCCUGGGGGCCAAGAAGGCCAGUGGGGUCCUGAGGGCAUUCAGCAGAGUGUGUUCAGCAGAUCAAGGGAGGUUCUCCUCCCCCUCUACUCUGCCCUAGGGAGACCUCAUCUUGAGUACUGCCUUCACCAGUUGAAGAGGGACAGGGAUCUGCUGGAGAGGGUCCAGCAGAGGGCUAGGAGGAUGCUGAGGGGACUGGAGCAGUGCCUGUGGAGAGGCUGAGGGCCCUGGGGCUGCUUAGUCUGGAGAAGAGAAGACUGAGAGGGGAUUUUGCUGGGUUGGCUCUCUUCCAGGCCGUGCAGGAGAGGCAGACACCAGGCUUACACUAGUGUGAUGCAUAACAGUCACUCCAUCUGUUGAAACUCAGUGUGAACCUCUCUAGCGGGGCUCGGCAGAGGGGCCUGCACUUUGGUAGGCUUACACAGCAGAGAUGGGCUGGAUGGGCUGGAUGGGCUGUCCACACACGCAGAGGCAGACCUGACCAACUACUCCCCUUUGCAAGAACUUAGCCACAGCACUGCUUGCUCCCAGGGCUGAGCAGCCUACCUUCUCGUGCAGCUCAGAACUCCCUCAGCUUCUCUGCCAGCCUCCCAAGGCCACCCUUCUGCAGCUGUGCCUCCUCAUCAGUCCAGUUACUCAAUCCUGCCUGCUCUCCUUAUUUUCUCAGACUAUCCAGUUCUGCCCAAACCCUGACAGGAUUUAAUCAAUGUCUAUAACUCUCUGAGGGCUGGGGGGAGGGGGGGGGGGGAGGGGGACGGGGACAGGACAGGCUCUGCUCACUGCUCCCUGGGAUAGGACAGGGAGCAAUGGAUGGAAGCUGCAGCACAGAAGGCUCCAGCUCAGCACAAGGAGGAACUUCUUGACUGGAAGGGUCUCAGAGCCCUGGCACAGGCUGCCCAGAGAGGUUGUGGAGUCUCCUUCUCUGGAGCCUUUCCAGGCCUGUCUGGAUGUGUUCCUAUGUGACCUGAGCUAGAUUGUCCUGCUCUGGCAGGGGAGUUGGACUUGAUGAUCUCUUUGAGUCCCUUCCAACCCCUGACAUCCUCUGAUCCUGUGAUCCUGUGUUAAUAAAGGUAAAACCACUGACAUUAAAAGCAGACCUCACUUCCAAUAAAAGUAACAUGGUUAAUGGCA
Messenger RNA from Pogoniulus pusillus (Red-fronted tinkerbird), 4875 nucleotides. It is a transcript of the gene ABHD3, whose product is annotated as abhydrolase domain containing 3, phospholipase. The transcript is spliced from 9 exons. The record is from RefSeq and is a predicted model, not a curated record. Gene Ontology annotation, biological process: medium-chain fatty acid biosynthetic process; phosphatidylcholine metabolic process; medium-chain fatty acid catabolic process. Gene Ontology annotation, molecular function: glycerophospholipid phospholipase A1 activity; A2-type glycerophospholipase activity; acetylesterase activity. Bases 146 to 1384 code for a protein of 412 amino acids. Lineage: Eukaryota; Metazoa; Chordata; Aves; Piciformes; Lybiidae.